AUGCCCGUAGGCGAAGGCACGGCGAGGGCGACGACGACAACGGCUGCAUCCUCGCCUGGUCCUGCGACUGGGCUGUCGCUGAGGCAGACGCGAGCUCUCUUCGAUAUUCUCACCCACUACGAGACAUAUGCUGAGAUAUCAAGCUUCAAGGCCCCUGGAGCCAUUGCCAGCUAUGGAUUCCCGUUCAGAAAAGAAUCCGCGAUGACGACGACGACGACUACGCCUUGUGCCACUGCCCCGAGUACGCCGCGCGCAAGGACGCCCAUCGCGUGGUUUUCCUCGUCAGAAGCUAGGAAAGAAAGGCCUGCCAGUACCAAAAGUCUGGACGGGGAGGAUGACCGCGACUAUGUUUCGACGUCGCCUAUAUUGCAGCUGCUCCUGACGAGAAUCGUUCUGCCCCUGCCCGGUAUCGGCGACAUCCCCAGAUCGUUCUGGAAUGUUCGCGUACAGAGUAUCAUGUCGAGGUUAGGAGAAGCAGAGCUGUCAGAAAGUUAUGACAAGGGCGCAAUGGGGACGCGGAAGACGCUUGCUACGGGGACGAGCGCCGUCAUCGAGAUGCUGGGCCGCGGAAUCCUGGGUGGCGUGGAUAAGCAGGAGUCAAGUGUGGAUGAUUCUGAGUAUCAUGACGCAAGUGCCGACGAUUUGGGGCGCGCUUGGGGUAAUGUGAUUGAGGGACUGGUUUACGGCGACUUGGUGGAUCAAUUAUUUGACCAUUUUGUCCAUUCCGACGACUUGGAGAGCCUGUCUCCAACAGUCAAGGCUUCUGUGCGCCACAACAUCCUUCACAUCGCGGCCCUAGUCCACCAAAUAUUCAUUCUCUCGCCCGAGGGCCAAUACCUUCUCAAACUCCUCGAAAACGUUCAUUCCCUCGUCCCCUACACGCUCCUCAAAUCAACGCUGCGCAUAGGCAACGCAGCCACCAUGUUGAGCGGCAUGAUCCGCAUCCUCCUCGCCAAACUCAGCGUGGCAAGCGUGACCAACUGGGUCGGGCUCACGCAAAACGCAGACGACGGUAUGAACCUCCUGCAGCGUAUUGUGGCCGCCGUUUUGUCCUGGGACGCGAGUGAGUUUAAAAAGAGUGCAGAAAAGGUGGAAAAGGCCAAGGACGGCCCGACUGAUGAAAUGCUACGCACCAUCAGAGAGCACAUCGAUGAUGCGAGGUCGGAGCACGACACCGUCAGGGAAGCGAGCCAACAGAACUCGCAGUCGAUCAUCACAGCCAUUUUCAACGCGAGGGAUCCUGCGCUCAAUGAGCGAUUGACAGAGACUCAACACGCCCAGUGUCUAGAGUAUUAUUCUGCGCUGCUGUCCGUCAGGGAUAGAGACUGCAUCACGGGGGCCAUUUGUCGCCAGCCUCCGGACAUGUUUACGCAGGCGAUCAAAGACGUUGUCGCUGCCUACGAGCCAAUGAUUCGGACUGUGCACUCCCAUGUCGACCUGAGAGAACACUUUGAUGCGUUUCAAAUCUUUCUAGAAGAAUUUAUAAGGGCAAGCAGACCGAAGAAGUCUCUCGGCUCGACGGAAGAGAAGAUGGCCAGUGUAGAGGACUACGUCGACCUCCUCAUGCGGCAUCAACGGCCGUUGUAUAGAUGGAUCCACGCGUUGGCGAGUCAAUGUCCCGACAUUUGGGAGCGUCUGCGCGCAUGGGGGAACGAAAUGAUUGCGCAGUUUCGGAAACCAUCGGAUCCCUCCUCAGAUGUCCAUUCCAUACUCAACAAGCUCUACACAGACGUCGAGGCGGCCACCCAGCCCCAAGUUCUCGAGGCGAUCAAUUCCCACGCCGCCUACCUCGACACUGUGAACGCCAUCUCUCACGCGCGAAUGCAGUACCUGGUCACGGCGGCCGAUUCAGCGGGCGGAACUACCAAGGGUCCGGGCAUGUAUAUGGAUCGAUGGCAGUCGUUACUCGACGAGACGCCCAUCACGCCGGGGACGCGAAAGGGAGCGGUCAGAAGGGGCAAAGACGUCAAGCACAUCACCACAAUGGGCAAGACGGGGCCCGGAGGCAAGAAUCUGGAGCGAAAUGUGGAAUGCGGCCAUGUCCCGGCACCCGAUGUGAGCGUCGUGGUGAGCGUUCUGGGGGCGCGGUUCAGGAACGAGCUGAGGGGGCUGGCAUUGAAGUAG
This is a messenger RNA of Metarhizium album ARSEF 1941, 2124 nucleotides long. RefSeq lists its product as uncharacterized. The transcript has 2 exons. The record is from RefSeq and is a predicted model, not a curated record. Gene Ontology annotation, molecular function: phosphatidylinositol binding. The coding region runs from base 1 to 2124 and encodes 707 amino acids. Lineage: Eukaryota; Fungi; Ascomycota; Sordariomycetes; Hypocreales; Clavicipitaceae.